UCUUAGGGACGCGCCCGGCUGGGUUAUUCCCCGGGUUGUCCGAACGCCGAAGGAAAGUAACCCGGUGCUCGCGCGCUGCCGGUGCGCGGGAGCAUGAGAAGCGCUGGCAGUUCCCGCCCGGGCUCUGCCUGCUCCAGGCUCAUCGACGUGACCAGCAACGCACCGUUGCUGCGCUCGCCCGCCAGCGUCUCAACCUCUUCCGAAGCGGAGCAGAGAACUCAUAAUUAUUUGCUACUGGAUGUUCCUGACACUCGAGAACAGCUAGUCCAUUAUCGGAAUGCAGCAGAAACAGCCAGCAGUGAGCUUGCCGCACUCCUAGUGAAGUACGAAUGUGCUCAAGCAGAGAAAAUAUUUGAAUACAUCUGAAGAAAGCAAAUCCUAUGCAUCUAAAGUCAGCAGAGAACAAAAUGAAUUCUUUGCACAACUUUGUCAUCUUCUGGAACUGGGCAUAGGAGGAAACGAAGAGUCACCAGAACGUCUGCUCUCCAAGAUCCGUGGAAUGCGUAAAGAAAACGAUGCGCUAAAAGAACAAAUAGAUACCUUCAGAGAGACCGUAACAAUUCAUGAGAUGGAACUGAAAGCCAACAGAGAAACCAUCAUGAGGCUUGUGUCAGAAGUGAACAAGGAGCAAAAAAAAGCAGCAGCUUGCUCUCAAGACAUAGAAAAGCUAAGUGAUGACCUAAGCAACAUUACAGGAGCUAAGCAGAAUCUUGAGGAGGAGAUUAGAAGCCUCCAAAACAGAUUGGCAGCCAGCCAACAGGCUUGGGAAGAACUGGGCCAACUAAAGGUCCGUUGUAAUGAAAAAGAAGCGGAAUUGAAAACUAAUCUAGAGCAAGCCAAAGAAGAAAAAAAGCUGCACAAUGAAUUCAAAGAUCAAAUAGUGGCUUUACUGGGGAGUAAUCCCAUUGGGGCAACUCCAUCCAAGGAAGACAUUGUGGAAAAAAUCCGAGAUUUGUACCACAGAGAGGAGAGCAAAAAAAAAAUGGUAUCCCAGCUUGAAGCCCAAAUCAGCAAACUUACCGAGACUCUGGAGACUCAGACAAUGUUGCAUCAGGAGGCCUUGCAAAGAGCCAAAAAAUCAGAAAAUAAAUCAGAAAUGCUUCAUGAUCAGUUGAUGCGUCUAGAAGGAGAGCUGGUAUCUGGAGAUGUGAUGCGAGAUGCUUGGAAACUUGAGAAACAACAAUAUCUUAAGUUUCUGGAUCAGCUCUCUGAAAAGAUGGACCUGGACAGAAUAGCAGUGGAGGUUGGAUUUGACAUGAGGUUGGAUGCAGUGCUGGCUCGUGCAGAGCAGUUGAACAAGUUGGAACGAGACACAUUGACUGACAAUAAGAUCAUGCUCCGAAACCUGCAAAGAAAGGUAAAAGCUCAGAAAGAGCAACUUGAGAACAAAGAACUGCAUUUGAAGCUUCUGCGUCAGAAGAUCGUCCAGCUGGAAGAAGAGAAGCAAGUGCGCACAGCCCUGGCAGUAGAAAGGGAUGAGGCCAACCUCACACUCAGAAAGUUACAAAAGAAAAUAGACAGAUUGCAGAACGAACUUUCUUUGGCGAGAGAAACACACACAGAUCUGAAAGUUAAGCUUGCUGACACGAACGAACUGAAGAUCAAAGCACUGGAGCAAGACAAAACCAUAGAAGAACUAAGCAAAUCUCAAGAGAAACUGGAAAAGAUGAAGACUAAAGCUGAGAAGCAAUUAAUCUCUGUCCAGUCUGAGCUACAUGUUAGAGAACGCAAAGCAAAGGAAGAUAAAGAAAAAGCUAAACACUUGUUGGAGUCUGUGACCACAGAAGCAACAGUACUUAAAUCAACUCUUGAAGAAGUCAUGAAAAGAGAGAAACAGCUGGCAGAUUUCCGAAGAGUUAUCUCUCGCAUGCUGGGUCUCAAUAUCAAUACCGUGGCUCUUGCUGAUUACGAAAUAGUAACUCGUCUUGAGGGGUUGAUCCAUUCUCAUCAGCAUCAUUGCUCUCCUUGUGCCUGCUUCAAGUGUCAGUGAAAGAAGAUGGACUUUCAUAGCUUCUCCUUGAGUGCCUCCUUUCUUUCUGCAAAUAAUAGUUAAAACAGCAGAAGUCCGGUUGGAUGUUCCAAAAAUUAACAUUUUGUUGGAGUUAAACAUUGCCUACUGUGAGGAAAAAGAACAAUAAGAAGAACCAAUGAAGUAUCUUAAUAAAUAAUAUAUAUAUAAUUGAGUGAACAGCUUAUGGUCUCAGCAUCAAAAAUAAAACAAAAUUCUUAUAAUCAUCAAA
This is a messenger RNA of Thamnophis sirtalis, 2240 nucleotides long. Lineage: Eukaryota; Metazoa; Chordata; Lepidosauria; Squamata; Natricidae. The record is from RefSeq and is a predicted model, not a curated record.